Messenger RNA from Gongylonema pulchrum, 243 nucleotides. NCBI's taxonomy places the organism in Eukaryota, Metazoa, Nematoda, Chromadorea, Rhabditida, Gongylonematidae. The record is from the annotation of a GenBank genome assembly.
AUGAAUAUUGAAGGUGCAUACUGGACAGAGCAGGGAAUUACAUUUGCGACUGCAAGCACAACACAGCUGGCACGGAUUGCGAGCGCUGCAGGCCAUUCCACUUGGACCGCCCGUGGGGCCGCGCAACCGCCAGCAAUGCGAACCACUGCGUCGUUUGAAGCACAGACUUUAACUGAGCUUAAGAUUUGUACUCCCAUCAUAUUAAUAACUGGUAACGGUGCAGUUGCAUUCCAGUCGCACUAA